AGAGCCCCAGCGCCGCCGCCAUGAGCAGCGCGGAGCCGCCGCUCGGCGCCGGGCCGCGGGCUCAGCCCGCCUGGCAGCGGGAGAUCCUGGAGCGCAAGCGGGCCAAGCUGGCGGGGGCGGGCGGCGAGCCCGAGCCGCCCGCCGGGGAGCGGCUGGUGGUGGCCGAGAGCCUGGGCCCGCUCCGCGAGAACCCCUUCAUGCGGCUGGAGAGCGAGCGCCGCCGGCUGCGGCAGGGGCGGCCCGGGCCCGGCGCGGCGGCGCGGCCGCUGCAGCAGCUGCUGGAGCUGUACAGCGCCGUGCCCGGGAUCCGCACCAUCCGCGCCGACAACAUCCUCAUCAUCGAGUCCCGCACCGACCCCGCCGCCUGCUUCGCCGCGGGGGACGCGCCGCCCGCCCGCCGCCGGGACCCGGCCGGCCCCGACCCGCUGCGGGAGCUGCUGGCCCGGCGCGGGGCCGCGCUCGCCGAGAUCCGCGCAGACCAGGUCGUCAUCUACGAGACGGCCGAGCCGCCGGAGCCGCCCGAGGCGGCCGAGCCGGGCACCGUCAGCCGCCUCCUGGAGAAGUUCGGGCAGCGCCCGCGGGGCCGCCGCCGCCGCGGGGGGGACGCGCUGAGCGGGACCGGCGCCGGCGGCGCCGCGGCUCCUCCGCAGGUGGGACCGGGCGCUGCCCGGGCCGCGGGGCCCGGCUCCCCCCGCGCCCCCGCGCCCCUCCACAAGGGCCCCGGCUCCCCCCGGGCCCCGGCGCCAAAGGCGGCACCGCCAUCCCCGCCCGCGGUCCCCGCCGCCCCGCAGCCGCUGCCGGCGCCACCCCGGGCUGCCACCCCCCCGGCGGUGCCGGCCGCCCCCCAGCCCGCUGUCCUGCAGCCGGUGUCCCCCCGGGCUGCCACCCCCCAGCCCACGGCCCCGUCCCGGGCUGUCACCCCCCAGCCGCUGCCGGCUCCCCCGCGGGCUGUCACCCCCGAGCCCGCGGCACCUCCCCGGGCUGUCACCCCCCAGCCCGUGCCCCCGCAGGCAGCCCUGGCUCCCCCCCGGGCUGUCACCCCCCAGCCCACGACCCCCGCCCGGGCUGUCGCCCCGCAGCCCGCGGUUUCCCCCCGGGCUGUCACCCCCGAGCCCGCGGCCCCCCAGCCCGCCCCGGCUGCCCCCCGGGCCGCAGCCCCCCAGGCGGUUCCCGCCGCCCCCAAGGCUGCGGCCCCCCAGGCCAACUGCUUCCUCCACAAGAUCAGCUCCAACUCGUUCACCGUCACCCCCCGGGGGCAGCCCCCCGGCGCCCGCGUCCCCGAGCCCGGAGCUGUCCCCGCGGGCCGCCCCGCGCCGCCCAAGGGGCCGCCAGUGCCAUCCGCCAGCCCUUCCCAUGCCAGAGCCAACGCCAGGAGGCCAAAGCCAGAGGAGGCCGAGGCGGCCGUGUCGCCCCUGCCCAGUGCCAGUCUGGCCCCCAGUGCCACCGGCGCCACUCAGCCGCUCUCCGCCUCAGCCCCCCGGGCCGGGGGCUCCUUCGAGAUCCACCCGGCCCCCAAGCCCGACUUGGCGGCCAUCCCAGCCCACGACCUGCAGGCUCAGGCUCUGGCCAAGCUGCGCCUGAAUUCACGCAAUUCCUUCCUGUUCGUGCCCCGCCGGGAGGGCGGCCCGGCUCGGCCCCCGGCCCACAUCGCCCGGCCACCGCCACCGCCCUCGGAGGAGAAGGCAGCGAAGGAGCCCCCGAGGGCUCCCGCCCCGGAGCAGGAGGAGCCCGCCGCUUCCCCGUCGGCUCCUCUGGACCCGCUGGUACCUGUGACUUACAUCGAUGACAUUGUGGAGCCGGACAGUGGGGAGGUUUCUCCCAGGGCCGGCUCGACUGCGAGGACGGGGAGCUUGGAUCAGCCCGGAGGAGCUGGCCCUGACCUGGAGAUGGAGUUCUCCUCCGUGCCCCUCUACAGACCCCACUCUGCCCCCCACCAGAGGGGAGGCAGCACCUUCACUGUCGUGCCCAAAAGGAAGCCCGUUGCCUCGGGGCUGCAGACUCUCACUGAUGCCAGCGGAAGGCCGCAGCGGGAGGAAGAGGAUGAGGAGGAGGAGAGCAAAGGAAGAGGCAAAGCCAUGGAGAAUGCUGAUGGGCCCCAGGUGGGGAUACCCCAUAAAAAGCGCUACCCCUCAGUGAACGAGAUCGAAGUGAUCGGGGGGUACCUGUCCCUGGAGAGGUCCUGCAUGAGCAAGACGGGCUCCCGUCGCAAGAAGAUGAAGAUCUCCUUCAAUGAGACAAGUUUGCAGACUAUGUUUGAGUACCCCUCAGAGAGCUCCCUGGCAGAAGAGGAGGAGGAGGAGGAAGGCCACGCUUCGGAAACAGAGGAGGAAAAAUCUUGCCCUUUUUACGUUCCACGCCCCAAUGGCACUUUGCAUCCCAGUACACCCAACUCAGCAGAUUUAUCCAGCUACACCCCAAAGCACUCCGUGAAGUUCAGCGAGUGGCAGGAGCAGAAGUAUGAGGGUCCUGCUGCAGAGGGACCCCUCCCAAAGGAAGCUGAUUCCCAUGGGAACCAAGACAUGCUCACCCCGGCAGAGAAGGGCGGGCUCUCGGAUUUCAGCAGCGAGCCCGCGCUCUAUUUCUGACGGAUUCAUCCCCGGUCCUGCAGCAGCAGCUGCUGGGCAGGACGUGUCAGUGCACCUGCCCCGGCCCCGGCCGGCGCCCUCCCGCCCCGCCGUGCGCUGGAUCCUGAUGCCAAGGGGGGACCAGAUGCUCUCGGGCAUCUUCGGAGAAUAUUUGCACUGGAUUUUGGGACCUAAUUGCUACUUUUGAGGCGUAUGAUUUAUUCUGCCUGUGGCCUUGCACAUUCCUUGUUCAAGAUCAGCUGCUGAUUAGGCAAGUGCGCGAAGGGCAGAGCUGUAAUCCCGGGAUGGAUGUCAGUUCUCUCGGUGCUUAUCUGAGUCCAGGCACUCUGUGGGGUCUGGACAGCUUUUGUAACACUUUUCCCAUCAGAGGUCUCAGUGGAGAAUGGCUUUGGAGCACUGGGAGCAUCUGAGCUGGAUUCACAGCGUGGCUGUGAUUUGACAGAUAAGGUGUCAGUUUGGAAAACCAUUGAAGGGUCAUGGUUUGUUCUUGGCAUGUUUCUGGGACUGGUUUCACUGAACCAUCAUGGAAUUAAUGUGCCAGUUACGUGAACACCCUGUGAGGGAGGGGAGAGGAAUGAAUGCCUUUAGCUUUAGGUGUCAUUUUUGCACCAAUCUGUAACCAAGUGACCAGACUGGCUCGAGCCUCUUGAAAAUUCCCAAACAUUGGCCAUAGCUUUGCUCUGUCCAUACCCAAUUUUGGCAUCCAGUCUCUAGGAAUUGCUGGUUGUGCUCCAGUUUGCCAGUUCCUCUUGUUGCUCUGUUCCAGAUCUGACUGAUCUGUCUUGGUUUGUGGGGAGGAUUCCUUUGAACCACGCUCGCUCUGCUCCUCUAAUCAAAGCACAGGAGGGCACUUUCACUCCUUUCUUCUGCAGAACUUGAACAAGGAAUGUGGGUUUUUUUGUUUUGUUUUUUUUUUCUAGGAUUUUUAUAGUUCUAUUGUAAUUGUUUAAUGCAGCCAAUAUGCAAAGGAAUCUGCUAGAAUCUUCCAUUUACAUUUUCUACUACUGUAAACUCAGGGUCAAAAUUGCACUCUGGAACAGAUAGAACACUGCUGCUAAUGUGAUUUGUACUUUGGGAUUAAAAGAGAUGCAGUUGGAAAAGAUCUGGCCUCUUUGGGCUUUAUGGAAUGAGUGGUACCCCAGCAUGGGGCUCUGUCCAAAGGAACAGGCUGGAAUCUUUGAUUAGAUUUGAUAUGUUUAUUGGUUUGUCUGUUAUACAGAGAUGAUGGAUAUCUACUCGAGGUCUGUGAACUGAAAAUGCUCUGCAUACCUUGCACUGGGUUUGGUGUGUAUUGUAGCAGCAGGGGAAGGUUGUUCUGCUGAAAAACACAGUCAGGAUUAAAUGUUAGUACAUACCUACUUGUAGCUGUUCCCUUCUGUGCCUAAAUACUUCUGGAAAGAGAACACACACACAGAAAAAGAUGAGAUACUCAGUAGUUUGUUAGAUGUUGGCUGGAGGGGCCACAGAGGAACACUUGGCACCUCCUUGUUCUGUCCAGGCCAACUCAAGACCUGCUCCCUGCUUGACCUCCCAGGAGCAGGACGUGUCUGCAGUGCACCUGCCUGGGACAUGACACAGGUACUGUGGGUCCUGUGGAAUUCCAUGUGUUAUAUGGAAUACUUCAGGACAAGGUGCUGACACUGGGGUAGAAUGAGGGAAAAUGCAAGGAAAAUUUAAGGGGUAAGUUCUCAGCUGUGUGGAGUUAAACACUGCCCAUAGCCAAAGACCAGGGACUGUGUUUGAAGAAAAGGUUUUUUGCAGCUUUUUUAGCAGGAAGGUCCCAGUGAGCAUCCUUCCCUGUGGAAAAGCCCAGGUCAGUUUAAGGCAGCUCUGUAGAGUCACAGCUUAGCAAAACUGCAGGUGGUAAGGCAAAAGCUGCUUUCAGCUCAAGUUAGGGACAAGGUGUCUGAACUAGUCCUGACUUCGUUCUGCUAUGGAUCAAUGAGGAAUGCUAAAGCCAACAAUAUCCUGCAGCUUGUUCCCCUGACCUCAGCCAGCUGAAACACUGCUCUGGCACUCGGUGUGCUGUCCUCUGAGUUACCUCAGUGCCUGCAGCCCCGUGGGCAGGACAGGCUCAGGAGGUGGGGGAUGCAGCACGUGCUGCCCUGUGUGCUGCUGGCUCCUCUGCUCCUUCCUCCAGUUCUCCUGCUCUACCCUGCCCCUGAGUCACACCUCACCCAGCGCUGCCUUUGUGCUCCCCAGCUCUGCUCUGAUCCCUGUCUGUGCCAGGUACCCUGAGCUCACUCCUGGCAGGGCAAGGUGAGUGCUGUUCUGAGGGCAGAAGCAGCUUCAGGAUCACUGUGCUCAAAAUAAAGGGUAUUUUUUUUGUACAUGCCUACCCUCAUCUCUAACACUUGAGGAUCAGCUUUAGUGGAUCUCUAAUACCAAAGCACAUCUGAAAGGAAAAUUUACUUCUGCAAAACAAAGGCUUUUAUUAAAUGUGGUGUCCUUGUACCAGAACAGCAGCUGUCCCAGACCAGCAGGACUUCCCAGGCUGAAAAUCGAGUUUAGGAACGCUUUUGUUGAUGUGCUUGUUGUCCUAAUGAACUGCUUUGUGGCUCACUGGCUUUACACCAUUCCCACUUUCUUCCUUCAGGAUAUCUAGCAAUGUCUGAGAAUUGUCCAGUACCUGGGAAAGAAAUAAAAAUAGCUUAUUUUUACAUAAA
Messenger RNA from Pipra filicauda (Wire-tailed manakin), 5251 nucleotides. RefSeq names its product taperin (gene TPRN). The record is from RefSeq and is a predicted model, not a curated record. Lineage: Eukaryota; Metazoa; Chordata; Aves; Passeriformes; Pipridae. Bases 21 to 2585 code for a protein of 854 amino acids. The transcript is spliced from 4 exons. Gene Ontology annotation, molecular function: phosphatase binding.